UCGUGAGCUCUACAUCCUGUUUUCCAGCUCCCAACACGGAUUUUUUUAGGCUAAUAAGAUAUUUCCUUCUAAAAAUGGAUUAUUCUAGUGAUAUUUGUUAUCCUAUAUUAGAUGUUGGCAGUGUUAUGCAGUGGAAAUGUAAUGGAAACUGUUGGAUUGAUAAAUAUGGUGUCAGUGAUUUGUGUGAUAACACCAAAUUUGUUAGUGUAGGUCAAUUGCUAGAUGUUAGAGAAAAAACAACUGUAUUUCCUGAAUACAAACUAAAGCAAUGCCUAGUGCCAAAGACUGUAUUUUGUCACGAUUUCAAAGGGGGCUACCUUGAAGACAAAUUUUGUAAUGGCUCCCCUGACAUUAAUACCUACCGCUUUUUCAAUUGGUCUGUCAUUGAUAUCUUCAUUUACUUCAGUCACAAGCUUGUUACAAUACCUCCACAUGGUUGGCUAGAUGCGGGACACAAACAUGGAGUACCAGUAUUAGGUACCUUGAUUACAGAAUGGGGUGAAGGAGAGAAUAUUUGGAAUUACAUUCUCUCAGACCCGGAAAAGACCUCAUUGUUCUCUCAAAAGCUUGCUGAAAUUUGUGCACAUUUUAAGUUUGAUGGAUACUUAUUGAAUGUUGAAAAUAAAGUUGCACAAGAUUUGGUUGCGCCACUGGUCAAUUUUGUAGGUUUAUUGAAAUCACACUUGGACCUUUAUUGCAAGAGGAAAACUUGGCUUUUGUGGUAUGAUUCUGUCACUGUAGAGGGGAAGUUAGACUGGCAAAACAAGCUAUGCCCAUUGAACAAACUAUUCUUUGACAAGUGCGAUGGCAUUUUCCUUAACUACGUGUGGACCCCCAGUGGCCUAGCAGACACACUGACGGAGGCUGGAAACAGGAAACUUGACGUUUAUGUUGGAGUUGAUGUCUGGGGACGAAAUUGUUAUUAUGAUGGAGGCUUUAAUCUUGACAAGGCCUUGGGUCUCCUUCGUAGUAUGAACAUGUCUGUAGCAAUUUUUGCCACAGGAUGGACUUUUGAAGCCGCUUCUCCAGAACUAUUCAUUGAGAGGGAAACAAGCUUUUGGAACAAACUCUCACGUUUUUUGUUUGUCCAUGGACCAGCGAAUUUGCCAUUUCACACAAACUUUUGUCAAGGAAUAGUUAUGAAUGGCAACACUCCAUGGUUCCAACUGAGUGCACAGCAGUACCAACCCUCUUAUCAGCCCUGUGGUACAACAGCUGGCUGUGUGUCUUUCUGUGAACAAUCAUGUUUGCGAGUGAGAGCUACGAGUCACAGCCACUCAAAACUCUUUCAUAGGGUAUUUGUUUGUGAUUUCUCUGGAAAUGGACAAGAUUUAGACGUUGAAUUAUGCCUCAGAAACUCACCAACAGAACCUGCAAAAAAGUUCCAAAUCUACUUCAUAUUAGAAGAUAAACGAGGUAUCGAAGGGAAACAAGGAGUCAAUAUGUCCACUACACCUAAAGGCUACAGGUCAAUGGUAGAGCUGGAAGGCUUGAGAGUUGUUGCAUCAGUGAUGGAUUUUACUGAGGAAAAUCUUUACAAUGAAAGUAAAAUACUGAGCAAACCAACAGAGGAAAAGGGUACAUGGCAGAGAGUGGUAUUCACACUUAAGAUGGCUCCAAGCUCGUCUUUGACAGAGAUAUUAGUACUUCCGCCUCCUAGCGGAUCUGUGCUCUGGGGAACUGUCGGGGUUCAUGUCGCUUCACCUUCCAUCGCCGAGCUGUCAGCUUGAAUAUUUUUACUUUUAAGUUUAUAUAGAAACUGCUCUCUAAGACUUGCAAAGUUUAAAAUCACAACUGUAGAUUAUUUUUGAGAAAAGCCAAAAAAAGUAGCUGGUUAAGAGUGUCUUUUGGGAUAGAGUCAGCUAGCUUGCCUGAGAAAAUUCGAGUCCAACGGCUUAUAAAUUUAAGGUCACAAAACAAAGCGUAACACUGAUAUUUUCUUCAGAAAGUAGGUUGAUUUUUCAUUUCCCUUCAACCUAUCUGAAGAAUUCCUAUGUCAAGAGGGAAUAUCAGUGUUUUGUGUACUGUUACUUGUGUAACUCUAUUUUAUCAGGUAAGCUUGCUUAAAUUCUAUCCCUUACUUAAUUCACAAAAACAUAAAAUAGUAAUUUUAACUGCGUAAAAAGUAUGUUAGGUUGGUAUAAGUAGGUUUUAAGAAAGAAAAAUUUGCAAUAAAAAAUAAAUAUAAUUAAAAUAAAAAGAAUAACAAAUAACAUGAUUUGUUCUUCUUGUGUCAUGCAUUUUAUAAAACUUUAUCUACUCUUGUAAAAUGAACAAUUUUAUAACUUUGAAACUAAGCCUAGGCUAAAAGAUAACAAUAACUUUAAGAUUUUUAAUACAUACAGGGGUAUAUAGAUAAAUAUGUUGUUACAUAUUAAAUUACAAUACCAAGUGAUAUUUUUGAGACCUUCUUUAAGAGCAGUUAUAAUGUAAAACGUAAUAUUUCCAUACAAGCCUUUUGCAAAGAAUGUUCAAUUCAGAUACUGUACAUUGAAAUGCUGAGAUUGUCUGCAUUAGCUGAAUCCCUAAUUACUAAUUCAUGUAUCUAUUCACUCCAUUUAACCUGUCAGAGGUAUUGAAAUAGUCUGACUGAUGUGGUCAGAAAAAGAGAGCUCACUGUCUUAAGUGAUUCCAUGAGUUUAUAUUUUAUCGUAGAAUUAAUACCGGUAUUUAUUAUCCAUAUGCAAUGUAAACAUUAUCAAUUUAUGCAUCUUUAUACCUUAAUCAAUGCAUGUUAUUA
Macrosteles quadrilineatus (aster leafhopper) is the source of this 2740-nucleotide messenger RNA. RefSeq names its product cytosolic endo-beta-N-acetylglucosaminidase-like. Lineage: Eukaryota; Metazoa; Arthropoda; Insecta; Hemiptera; Cicadellidae. The transcript is spliced from 9 exons. Gene Ontology annotation, molecular function: mannosyl-glycoprotein endo-beta-N-acetylglucosaminidase activity. Gene Ontology annotation, cellular component: cytoplasm. Bases 75 to 1730 code for a protein of 551 amino acids. The record is from RefSeq and is a predicted model, not a curated record. Gene Ontology annotation, biological process: protein deglycosylation.